Molecule: messenger RNA, 534 nt
Organism: Heterostelium album PN500
Lineage: Eukaryota; Evosea; Eumycetozoa; Acytosteliales; Acytosteliaceae
Exons: 3
Coding region: 1-534 (177 amino acids)
Source: RefSeq, a predicted model, not a curated record
AUGACGCAUGUACCAUUCUACACUUUGCCAGUUCAAUUUGAAGAUCUUCCAUCGAAGUACCAUCACGUCAUUGUACCAAUGUUUCCAGACUUUCUAAGAGAAGGGACAAUUUGUAUCUUUCUUAUCUACUUCACCAAAACAUCCAUUAACACUAUUGUGGCAAUUGCUUUGGUGGAGGUUUCAGUUUGGAAUUUUAUUAAUGAAUUAAAAGAAUGUUCUCGAAUUGAGAAUGAUUUUACACCCAUUUUCGCAUAUGUUAACGUGUCUGAAGCAUACGAAGACUUAAAAAGCGAUGCUGACGGUUCAACUAAUAAAGAUAACAAUAAUAACGAUGAGCAAGACAAUGAUACGAAUGAAUACGAAGAUAAAGUAAUUAAAAUUCUAAAAGAAAAAUACCCAGAAGUAUUCGAACCACACAACGGAUCAAGAAAGUUAACCAUAAGUGAAAUUAAUAUUACUGUGCUUGAGAAAGAAUUAUUGUCUAUAGUACAUGCCCUCAAAGUUAACUAUUACCUCUUAAUUGGUCAUGAAUGA